AUGGGGAAGUUUUUGCACGAAGUUUUGGUGCACUACGAGAACGAAAGCGAAGAAGUUUGUUCGAGAGAUUUUCAUCAUCACAAUCAUCAUCAUCUUGGAGGAGGAGAAGCAUCAUCAUCAUCAUCAUCAUCAUCAUCAUCGUCAGAAAAUCGUUGCGUGCCUUCGUUCGAUGAGCGGUUAUCGAUCGCAUCGUCGUCUUUUUCUGGUUUUAACGAAGAGGAGCUUGAAUCGUCGAUGGUUUUGGUGACGGAUUACGCGCAAAUAUUUGUAUUCAGAGGCCAAGAUUUGGAACGGCCGUUAGUGUCUUUGCGUUUGAACGACGAGGACGAUUCAGACGUAAACGACCACGACGAAGCAAAAAUUGGAGGAGGAGGAAAGAAGAUAAAGUCGAAGAAGAGAGAAGAUUUGUUCGUUGCGUUCGCGAAAUGGUCAAAGUGUACUCCUACUCGUCAUAAUAAUAAUACGGAGGGCGGCGAAGGCUAUGGUCAAUUUUUCACCUCGCAGGUUGGAGCGAAUCGAAUGUUUGUACACACGAGAGUCGGGAGGAAAGUGGUAAAAGUCGAUUUGAGAGAAGAGAUGAAGGCGAACGAACGAUUCGUCGGCGGGUUUGUACUCCCGACUGUGACGACGACGAAGACGUCGGGAGACAGAAAUUCAUUUAUUUUGUGCGCCAUCGUGGAGCGUUCGUUUUACUCCUCGAGCGGAUGGAUGAACGUUCUCUCUUUUGGAAAUAGCACGAAGAAGAAAGGGAAGAGGAGAAAGCAUUGUCAGUUGGAGGUGCGAUCGAUUGAGUUCAACGACGAAGAAGACGUGGUCGUGCGUAGUGCGCAUCAUCAAAUGAAGAAGACCACGCUAAAAAAUGUGGAAGGCAUGGUUUUCAUGAAAGGUUUCGAAGUGGACGAGAAGACAGGAACGGUCGCUGUCGUCGGCGCCGCGUCUGAAGACGACGAAGGAAAGGAAACGACGAUGUGCGUGACGAUGUAUAGUUUUCGGAGCACAUCAGAAAACAUCGGAGAGUUUCCAGUCGUUGCGUCGGGUAAAGGUUCCUCUUCCUCUCCGUUUUCUUCAGCUGUUGAAAGUAAUAGUAAGAGAAUAGUAUCCUCGUCCAGAUGUGACGUGAGCGUAGAAUCGGACGCAUCAACCGCGACGAUACGAAUAGGUAUUCGCGACGGGAAUACGAGAAGCGCGUCGGUGUGGGAAACAGGUUUUACCGGUGAAGAUGAGUUCAUCGAUGACAAUCAGUAUCGAACUAUUAGGCGAGUAGAUGACGAGGCAGAUAAAACAUUCAAUGGGAACAAACCAACCUCUUCCGCGACCCUUCUUUCCAAUAAUUGUUCGGCGUUUGCAAACGACGAGUCCGGCGAGACGACUUUGCGCGACAACACAAACGGCACGACUUUAUUUCAAGGAACAUUCGCGCACGUUUCAGGGAUGUGCGAAAUCACUAGCAGCAGCAGCAGUAGUAGUAGUAGUAGUGGCAAUAGUAGUAAAAGAGAAUUGAAGCGAAUUUGCGUGCUAGAAUCGUUUCCGGAAAACGAUCAAUCAUGGCGAUUGCUUACCAUUGAUGAAAGAACGCCGGAAGAAAUGUUUGCGAAAUAUCUCGAUACGAAAUGCUGGGACGAAGCGCUCGAACUGGCGAAUGUAUACGGGUUGGACACGAAUGCUUUAUAUAAGAAAAAAUGGUUUACUCUUGUUGAUGAUUUGUGCAAACACAAUGUUAGCAGUAAUAGCAAAAACGCGGGGAUCUCCGCAUCUGCGAUUAUUGAAACUUUGUCGUCCAUAUCGGAUCGAAAGUGGGUGGUCGCGGAGUGCUUGUUGCGCGUCGCGCCGACGUACGAGACGCAAAAGUUGUUGCUUUCUCAAGUCGUCGCUGAAACCGAUCGAUUUAGUAAUACAAGCGAUAUUGGUACCGAUGAUGAAGAAACGAAGUGGUGGCUGCGAGCGCGCUUAGCGGCUCUUGGUGCGUUAGAUCGUCUCGAAACGCUUCGCGCAAUGCAUCUAGGUUAUUUUUCGUCCUCGGCGUACGAAAGUUUUCGAUUUGUGGAAUACCUAGACGCGGCGAAAGCGGUCGCACGAGCCGGAAACGCGCGAGGAUUAGAAGUAUUACUUCAAAGACACAACGAUUGGUUUCGUGAGCGUGAUUUAUUAAACAUAGCCGGAGAGAUUCCAGAGUGUGCUCGCGUCUCGGAAUACAAAAAAGUCUUGCUUGAGAUUCUCGACCGUGGAGAUACUUCUUCAGGUGGACAACAAAAUCAACUUCGCACUCCCGAUUGGUGCGAAACAUCUGAGAUAUUAAGCUCAAUCGUUUCCGAGGAAUACGGAAUGACGUUAAUUGUUGAACAAGACGACCGUUUUGCAAAAGUGAUCGGGUUACAGUCGACGGUACACCGAGAGACCGACACGGAGGAGGAGAAUCAAACGACGAACAUUGGACAAUGGGUCAUCGAACGUGCAUUUCAGAUUGACGAACGAUCUGGAUCGAUAUCAAACGCACGCGACUUCUUAUUUUACGUUGCAUCGUCUUCGAGCAGCUGCUUUGAAGAUGCGAGCGUCGAAAAUGCGCUGCAAAGCGCGUCGGCGCUUUGCGCGAUGGUGCUCCUUGAAGAGGCGGACGAUGAUAUCGACGCGCUUUUACAAAUGCGUGCCCACUCGGUAUCUUUGAGAGAUUUCCAUGGAAAAGCUCCAGGUGAUAAACUUUCGUUAUUGUUGAACGAAGAAGAUACUACGGUAGAUAACGUUUGGUCAAUGCUUGACAUCGCGACUCGGUAUCUUUACGUCGUUGAUGAUGAUGAAGGCACGCCGAUGAUGCAGACGUUGUUACAAAAAUGGUUGGUAUCAAUCGCGUUCGAUAAACCUUCGCAAUUGACAUAUCUCUCUCGCGCUUUGCAGUGGUUUACGAAAGAUGGUAAUAAACAUGCGAAAGCAUAUCUCGGUGGUUUAAAUGGUAUCGAACGCGUCGUCACGGAGAUCACGCACUCGUUCUCGCGCGUCGAUAAACGUUCCAUAGAAAAACUCAAGUCGAUAUUAUCGGAUCUCGUUUUGAAUGAUAACGAUCACGUCAACGACGACAUCAGUAACGCAAAUGAAGAAGAUCUAGCUGUUAAACGUUUGCUCUCUUUUAUCGAUGCCGCAGAAGUUAUCCUUUAUCGCAAUGAGAUGCUCGAAAUAUCGUUGCGUGAACUAUCGGAAUCUUCGGCGAAUGAGACGUUUGCUCGAGAACUUUUGGUUGAUAUUUUAAGGGAGGAACACAUCCGCAAACUCAAUGAUUCUGGAUGGCUCAGUUUGUUCAAAGACCUUCAAACGAUUCUCCUCGGUGCGUUCCCGAAAGUCGACUACAAGGAAGAUUCCGGAAUUCUACUCUUUGCUUUAGAGAGGCUCGUUCGAAGUCAGUUGCGCAAUCACGCGUGGUCGGCGGCAAAGAAACACAUUCAUCGUUCCGAAAAUCAAUCGAUUCCGAUUUUACCGACCAAAGAACAUGCGUUGCCGCUCUUGCUUGAAGUCGCAAAAGAUUUAACGCGCGCUUCAUUAUCCAUCAACGACCAGACAAUUGUAAAUGCUGACACCGUCUUGCGAUUGAUUCCACUCGACGAGGAGACUGGAUCGCAUUAUGCGGAAGUACUCGAAGAGUUGUAUUUGAUCGACACUCUUAGAAAACUCGGCACUUUCAAUGUUUUCAUCGCUCCACUCGAGUUUGAAAAUGCGAAGGAAAAUCGAGAGAGUAUCUUAUCUUCGUGUCUCACUGGGAACGCGAAAAAGAACUAUUUGCGCCUGGACGAACUGAUGGAGGUUGGAAACUGUCUCGGUAUACAUGCACUUCGAGUCGAGUUAAUGUGUGCCGAAUACGCAUUCUCCGCUCAAAGAGAUCUGCAAGCAUCCGCUCGAAUGUCUUUACGCCUCAUUGCGAAUGAGUAUAGCGAGUGUUGGCGAAUCUGCGCGGCGCUCGGAAGCAGUAGUGAUCAGCUAACGGUGAAGACGCGAUUGACUUUGUUAUCUUUCGCGGUAUCGCACUGUGCCACCUCCCAAGUGCCCGGACUUUUGGACGAGUGGCAAAGAGCGCAGGUAGAGGAGCAGCAAUCGUUAUCUCCCACUCCGAAUGCUUUGUAUGAUCUCGGCUUGAAAGGCACGGAAGCAUCGGAUGAAAUGUUGGUAUCGUUUUUACGGAAAGAGGAACCGUCCAUGCUCAAGAAAAUUGACGAGCUUGGUAAGCUUUCGUCAAAGAAUAUAUCACAAGAGUCCGAUCAGCAGCAGUUCCCGAAAAUUCCACAGCUCGCGUGCGCAAAGUCGUUCGGCUACCUCGCGAUGAUUGAGGAUCCGAAUAUUGCCGGAGACGCGGUGGAUGCACUCGCUGCGAAAGCUUCGAGCGGACGCGCGCUUCGUAUUUUGUUGUCUCUUGGAUUCUAUUCGAGAGCUGCGAGAGCGUUAGAUGAUGGUAGCGGUGACGAUAAUUCAAUUCGUAACGGCGCGUCAUCUUUUGCCUCGGCGAGUAUGAGUGAUUUGACGAACGCGUUGCAACACAGCGGAACCGUCGACGCGAAGUUGGCUGGUAAGUAUCGCAGUCGAGUUCACGCGAUGACGGAUGCAGAGACGUUGGCGUUUUUACUCGGACAAGAAAAUUUCGAUGCGAACACUUUCGUUGCAGCCGAUAAUUCAAAAGACGAGUACGGGUACCGCGCCAAAGCGAUUCUCGAGUUAGCCAGUAGUGGCGUUUCGGAUGCGGAUUUAUCGCGUCUGCCGAAAUCAACAUCAGACGAUGAGGAAGUAUCGAGUGUAUCAUCGGCACCACCUCAAACCGUUUUAAAACUUUGCAUGCGACUUGCGGAUACGUAUGGCGUCGAUCCGCGAGACGUGUACAUUUCCCGAACUGAGACGUUCUUCGAAUCGAAUUUCGAAAACGACGAAACGUUGCUGAAUGCGUACGCGGAAGCUUUAAAAACGAGAACGGAGGAGCAAAAAUCCUCCUCUUUUACUGAUGUUUUGACGCGCAUCGCUUGGCCCGUGGUUUCAAGCGCGCGACGUGUCGAUGUGCUGCGAUCUUAUCUCAAGAUUGCAUCCUACGACGACGCUUUAGUGCGUCUCGAUAUGUUCGAAGAACUCGUCCCUUCGCUCGAUGCAUUUCAAAUCUUUCAAUCGGAUGGCGCGAUACACGGGAAAUCCUCUGCGAUUGAAAUCUCGAGAUUGUUCGCAAACGAGGUCGCUUCGAAAGCGCACCCCGACUUUCCGAACGCACUAGCAUCUGCUCUCGCGAAAGCGUUUGCAAAUUCAUCGAUUUCUUCCGAAAGUAUUUUUGCUUCGGCCGUGACGACUGUUUUGAGAGAGGCGUCGACGACGGCGACGAAAAAGAAACGGUCGACGCCGGAAUCGAGAUGGGAAAGCGCGUGUUCAGCGCUUUCAUUUUUGGAUACAGAUUUCUUGAAGUCCUUAUUGUUGACGGACGGAAGCGAGAAUUCUUUUCUCACCGAAGCUUCUCGCGCGUUGAAGAUAACGGUAUAUUCGGAUAUUCUAUACGAACUCGAAAAUUCUACUUUAUCUUCCGCCGACGUUGCCAUGAAAUCGUUUAUAGAAGACGCAAAUCGCUCUUUGAAAAAUCUCGAGUUUGUGCAUCAAGUGGAAAAUGCGUUGCCGCGAUUACAUCCGGAUAAACUCGACGCCCUCGAGGCGAAUGUGGACGUAUGCGCAGAUACAAGCGUAGCGGCAUUGGUAGACGUCGUGUCUUCGUGGAUGGUUUUGAACAACGGCGAACCUUUCGUCUCGGCUCUCGUCGUCGCCGAGAUUUACGCUUCUUCUACGAAAAGGGAUGAAGAUUACAAGUCUCUGAGCUCUACGAUGUGCUCGAACGCGCUUGAAAUCGCGCUGGAUGAAAAUCCAUUCGACGCAAACAAGCUCGAAAACAUGAUCAUAAAGUCUCUCGGCACGAACGAAGGGUGUAACGACGAGGAGAACGCGUCUGCAUUGAACACCGUACGCAGAGAGUCAAUCGCUCGACUGGAAAGAUUUGUCGGAGAAGCUGUGAAUGAAAACGAUCGCACGUUUGUCGUCAAUUUACUGAGCAGCAAUGAAGUACCCUGGAUAUCGGACAUUGCGUCUGAGAUGCUGAUGUUGAUGAGUGUUGACGAUACUACUACCGCCGCCGCGGAUGCCGUCACAGCUCCGCCAGUUGUUGUCGAUGAAGAACGAAAUGAGCAAGAAGAAACUACAGUUAAAACAUAUACAAAGGAAGUAAACGCAGCUGCCCAAGCUCCUCCUCCUCCUCCUCUCCCUUUACCGCCACCACCUCCGCAGCAGUCCGCAUCGGCGCUGGCGGCAACCGCGACGACACCAUCCGUGUCUCGUUUGUUUAUAAUUCAAAGCGAAAGUUGUUUGAAAGCGCUCGCGCCGAUGAAGAAAAUUUCAGAAUCUGAUUUGGUCGAUUUUACGAGUGCAAAAGCAUUCAUUGACGACACGCUCGAAACAGUAGUCGACGCUUCGAAUGUGAAUCAAUUGAACGCCAUCCGCGACGUUUUGUUCUUGUGGGAAGAUAUCGCGCCUUGGGCGAGAUUGGAUGAAAACGGAACCGGAGAAAAUGUCGUCGUCGAAAGCGCCUUGUCGUCGAUGUGGUUCAGUCUUAUGAAGAAAUCUGGCAAUCUUUCCUUCGCAAAAGAGUGCAUCGCGCUCGCUUCGACGACUAAAUUAAAAAAGAAAAAGAAGCAACUGAGCGAUGACUCAAAAUUUGCGAUUCUCUCCGAGUCAAGAGCGAUAGAACUGAUGAAGAUGAAGUCUUCUGGAGAUGACGAUCCGCUCGCAGAGGCGACUAAGUACGCUUUACUACUUCCGUACGAAUCUGUAAGGAAAGUAUCGCUAAACAUCACUGUCGAUUCUACUAUCGACAGAGAGCUCGCGUUAGCGCUCAUCAGCGUCAAAUCCGCGUUUGGCGAUGUUGUUGUAAACGCGUCAACGACGAAGGAUGCGAAAGUAUUCCUCGUCGAGUUACUUCGUCGACUUCAAGAGUUCAAUCCUGCGGCUUUAUUUUACGCCGUCUCUGUACUCGCCAACGAGUUCAAACGGACGACAGUCGCCGCAGACGCUUUGUUUUCGUGCUUACGCGUUGCCGAGGCGUUUCGCAACCCAGACAGCGCCAAAAUUGUUUUGAAUACGUAUUUGAGCCAAUCAAAUUUGAAAAAGUUUACUGCGAAUGUGAAGAGCGACGAUUUGAAAAACUUCACGUCCACGGAAGCGUGCGCGUUCCAACGCGUUUUGAAAGAUUUAAGAGAAAGGCAACAACGAUAG
Bathycoccus prasinos is the source of this 7263-nucleotide messenger RNA. RefSeq lists its product as hypothetical. Gene Ontology annotation, cellular component: endoplasmic reticulum membrane; Dsl1/NZR complex. Lineage: Eukaryota; Viridiplantae; Chlorophyta; Mamiellophyceae; Mamiellales; Bathycoccaceae. The coding region runs from base 1 to 7263 and encodes 2420 amino acids. Gene Ontology annotation, biological process: retrograde vesicle-mediated transport, Golgi to endoplasmic reticulum. Gene Ontology annotation, molecular function: SNARE binding. The record is from RefSeq and is a predicted model, not a curated record. The transcript has a single exon.